Messenger RNA from Oryza sativa Japonica Group (Japanese rice), 2665 nucleotides. RefSeq lists its product as uncharacterized. The record is from RefSeq and is a predicted model, not a curated record. NCBI's taxonomy places the organism in Eukaryota, Viridiplantae, Streptophyta, Magnoliopsida, Poales, Poaceae.
GACUCAACUCCUGGAGUUAAAUUUAGGAGUUGGAGCUGUACCAAACAGGCCCGUAGCCUACGCGUAUCCCAACAGAUAUUGGUAGUUGUCCGAACAUUAGACACGUGAAUGAGUGAACAAAUGAAAAUUCAGAUGGGAGCAUAUUUCUGAGAAUACUGCACACAUGCAAAAUUGCAAAUGGCAUAUUUCUAAUUGACAUUUAGAGCAUGAUGUCUAUAAGCACCAUAAUUUUCGUAACGUUUCAGAGCUUUUGACACAACUGUAAGUAUCAAAUUGUCCAGCCGAUCAAACUAAAAAAAUAUGAAAAGGGCUGCACAUGCAAAUCGAGAGAACAUGACACUCAGGGCUCUGAAUAUAAUUUCUCUGAACGAAAAUUCUCGGUCCAUCUUUUAUUCCGCUGAGGACGCAGAAAUCAAGUGGGUGCGUACCUCUCGUCACCGUCAGGUAUUGUAGAUCGUAUCUGUCCCGCACCUUGUGCUCAAGUGUAUCCGCUUCCUUGCUGCGACCAUGUCGGCGAGAAGGUGCUGCAGAGAGGCGUGAGUCGUGACACAGGGCACAACAGGGUAUUUUGCGCAUUUCACCAUCGUACAGUAAAAAUAUUAGAAAAAGACAAUCACAAAUAAAAAGACAAUGGAAAAAAAUCUACUGAUAUGAGCCCAGCCCCUUGCACAGGCUAAUUACAUAAUUGCUGUUAGUUCCUUUAACUAACUAGAGUGCAUCGCCACUGGAAAAGCAUCUGAAUCAGACCGCCUACCUACAGUUCAGUUCAUGCAUUUCAGGCCAGAUUAAGGACGGCGAACAAGACAGCAUUCCUGUGGCGCCAUCACCACUGGCAUCCAUUAGGACCUCGAUCACUUAACUGUAUGCAAUAUAUCCUCCUGUUCCUUUUCCCAGCUUCCUGAACAUAAUAAAGUGAAUUCACGAAUCAAAAGAAAAUUCAGAUGGGAGCAAAGAAGGGGGUGCUGAUUGCAUCGUGAAAACAACACUAUCAAUAGACCUGAUCAUGCAACCAUGGUUUUGAUCACUGCGAAAACCAUGGGCGUGAAAGAAGUGUAGAAAAGAAAGAAGAACAGGAGAAAGGGAGCAGAACAUAUCGAAGCUGGAGGUGAUGCUGGGCGAAUGGAAUCGCUCAUGGUGUUGUUUGUCUAGAACCUGCACACAAGCAACUACACAGCACCAACAAGCGUUAUCAAAAUGAGGAAAAAGGGCUUGAGCAAGGUGACCUUGUCCUCGGUGAACAUGGAACGGGGAAGGAGUAUCUUGAAGGAUUCGGCAUCCACCAAGAACCGACAUGGCGCUGCAUCAAUAAAACGAGAACCUCCCAGGCGGCCAUUAGUUCAGAUCUGAGGAAGGAAGGAGGUGCAAGCUGACCACAUGAUUAAGAUCUAGUCCACCACCAUCGAUACCAAGAACGCCUCGCUGCCUCGACCAUGCCGGCGGCGACGCCUGGAUCCGGCGGCGGGGGAUCACAGGCACGCGAUGAGGUGGUCGCCCCCCUGCCGCGCCGCCGCCUAGGCUGCCGCCUCCUGUUCGACGAAGCUGAUGCCGAAGGUGGACGGCCGGGCGGACGAUGGAGAGGCCUCCUGAUCCAGUUGUUGCCGCUAUCGCUUAGAGAGGAGCUGCAUUGAUGUGCGCUCGAUCCGCCGCCGAGGAUGUAGCCCAAUCCACGUUGCCGUCGAGGUCGAUGCCGCCGCUCGAUCUGUUGAGGCAGACCUCCGCGUCGGCACUGCCGAGGUCCUCGUCACAUCCGGCGAUGAGGACAGGAAGGGGGCAAGGGUGGCGCCUGAUGGUUGGAUGGCGGCCACCGUCCUAUUGCCAACUCACAACUGGACGACGCGCCGCCACACCUCCAACGCCGACAACCAGCCCGGAUCUCGCCCGCCAUUCGCCGAUCCUAAAAAAAAGGGGUGGACAGCGACGGGAGUAGGGGGCGAUGGUGGCGGCGCUGCGUGGACGGGGGAGGUGGCGGCACAAGGGGGACGCCGAUGUGGACGGGGAGGGUCAUCUCGGCGGCGUCGAAGCCAGCUCUACCUCAAACCCCCGCCGCUGGAUCCAGGCGGAGGACGACCGCCGUCGCCGGAUCGGGCGAGGGACAGCCCCGCCGAGCCCGUCGCCCGCCGUUGGCGCAGGCCAUCGUCGUCGCUCGCUGCUGGCGCAGGCCGUCGCCGUCGCCCGUCGUUGGAGGAAGCUGGAGGGACCCCGCCGCCUGCCGCCCGGCACACCGAGGAGGCCCAAGCCGGCGACCGCCCGCCGCCGACCUGCAAUCGCCGCUCAACCGCCUGUCGCACCCGCAGGCCUUCAUCGUCGCUGCCGAUCCGUAAAAAGUGGAGAUGGAGGGGAAAGUGGGUGAACGGUUUCUACGAGGGAGAGGGAGGGAGUAAAUAUAGGCCUGUUUGGAUACUCCGGCUAUUAACUAAUCCAUAAUUAGCGGCUCCGGGCUAUUAACUAAUCCAUAAUUAACGGCUGAUUACUAUAGAAUCACUGUAGCAAAUCAUGGAUUAAUAUACCUCGUUAGAUUCGUCUCAUAAAAUAGCCUAGAAGUUAUGGAAUAGGUUUUAUCAGUAAUCUAUGUUUAAUACUCUUAAAUAGCAAGAUUCCGGAGCGCUAUUUAAUAGCCCUCCGAAACCAAACAUGGCCAUAGUUAGCAGAUAGAGUUGAUAGUAAA